GGCCGCAUUUUACUGAAUGUCAACUCUAAAUAUGUUGGAAAAGUAAAUAAAAAUGUUUAGGUCACAUUCUUACGUAAUAUUAUGUUUCCUGCCGGUUCUAUUUCAAUUAGGAACAUGCGCAGUAGACAUCCCCCGCGCCCCCUUCCUCUCACUCUACAGCCCUGGCGACCCGGAGUACACGGACGUUCUCGUCAAGAGGGUUGAGGAGAACCUUACGCUGGUCUGCGAGCUGCAAGGGGAUAGCACGCCGAGGAUGUACGUGUGGAACUACGUCGGGGGGAAUGUUUCGCACUCCAGUGGAGAUAGACCGUACAUAACGGAACCAGUGGGCCCGUCGACCUUUGGCAAGCUGAUGAAAUAUAACUUGCAGUUGUCGGACAGCGGCCAUUACAUGUGUUCGUCGCCGCCAUUUAGUGUCACGAAGUACAUACUCGUGCAGAGCAAAGGUGGCCCGCGGCAGUGCGCGCGCGGCGCCUUCUGGUGCGGGCGCCACUGCGUGCUGGCCGCGUACGUGUGCGACGGGUUCCGCGACUGCCGCAACGGCGAGGACGAGGCCGUGCCGCUGUGCGCCGACCGGCCCUGCAACAGACCAGACAAACUGAACUGUUCGACGGGCCGGUGCAUCUCCGAAGCGGCCUGCUGCCGCGCACGGUCCCCUCGCUGCCAGCACCCCUCCUGCUGCGACGAGCAUCCGAGGUACUCUACGUUAGAAGGAGGUUACAUGGAGGUGGAGUACCCUCCGUUGUUCGAGGACCGACACGCUCCCGACGAGUAUGGGUUCAUUCAAUCCACCAUUUAUACCGUCACAGCGUGCGCGCUGAUCUUCAUGAUCGCCGUGGUGCUGCUGGUGUCGGCCAUCUGCAAGAUGCACAUGAAGCGCGCGGCGCUGCGCGGCUACGCGCACGCCGACCGCGCGGCGCGCCGCCACUACGGGCUGCACUACGCGCAGGCGCAGCGCUUCCCGCCGUGCUACGAGGCGUCGCGCCUGCUGGAGCAGGCCGCCGCCGCGUCGCCGCCCGGCAGCCCCGACCGGCCCGACAGGCCCGACAGGCUCGACAGGCAGCCCUUGCAGUGCAACCCGUCAUGUCCGUCCGACGACUCUCCCGCCGAGGAGCAGCCAGCUGAUGCUGCAGAAGACAGCCCCACCGGCUUCGGCCUUGCACGGCUGUCGGCCAUAUUCUCCAGUCGAUACCGACAGAUGUUCUACGACCCGGACAUAACAGCGUGCGGUCGCGAUCUCAACUACAUGGCGACACCGCUGGAGUUCUACCGCAGGCGGACGCUUCGAACCAAUCUAGACCGAGUUCUAGACCAAAUCAACCGUCCCCGCCCCCUCACCUUGCAACUCGGUAGGUUCCAACUCAGCAUACCUAGGUUAGGCCGCAGGACGUCCACCGAAAGGAGACCUGACACUCCCAAUGUGGCGGAGCUGAAUAUAGACGAUCUGGACUUUGUUAGACUGAAUUCUAACGAGACGUAUACUUUAAACGGCCGUACUAUUCGUCUUUUGGGUGCAAAUUUCGAAAACUACCCCGUUUUAAACGAUAACUUGAGUACGACUGUACGUCCGCCGCCGUACACUGAAGCUAUGAGGUAUAAACUCUACGGGCCGCCUCCGGAAUAUCUGAGCCGGGACGCGUUGAACAACGAAACGAAUAGCGAAGUAACCGUUACUGAGGAACAGGCGAGAAAUAACGUUGAAAUGCCGCCUUGUUACGAUGAAUUGGCUUCUGGCGGCGAUAGCGCCAAUAAUAACGUCGAAACUGGUGUUAGUAAUGUGGCAGAAAUCAACGAAGCCUCGAGUGGUCAAGCUAAUGUAGCAAGUAACACAAAUAACGUAACGAAUAACGAUGCUAACAUUGAGAAUUUAAGCGCCGUUAUUGAUAAUCUGCCUGCCAUAGACAGCGAUGUCAACGCUAACGAAACUGAAACGCGUUGCAACGAAGUAACCGUUAACAAUAACGUUAAUAAUAAUUAAGCAUUUAGAUCUCUUAUGUAGCACCAUUCCUUGCCAGUUUAAUGUCCUCAUAGUGCCUUAGAUUCUUAAAAAUCGUUCACAAAUUAGAUUAAAUGUUAGCAAAAUUUUAAAAUUUAUUCGAAUUAAAAUAAAAUCAAAAUAUUUUUUCGUAAUAAUUAUAAGACUAAGAAACGACAAUGUAAUUUAUAAGCGCAGCUGUUCGUGAACCGUUCUUUUUUGUAAUAAUGUUUUGUGAAACGUUAUUUUUAACGUUAUUUUAGUUAAGCAUGUUAUGUUGCCAUAACGAUGUACCGUUAUUUUUUAAGCAGUGAU
Molecule: messenger RNA, 2290 nt
Organism: Hyposmocoma kahamanoa
Lineage: Eukaryota; Metazoa; Arthropoda; Insecta; Lepidoptera; Cosmopterigidae
Exons: 10
Coding region: 53-1978 (641 amino acids)
Cellular component (GO): plasma membrane
Molecular function (GO): protein binding
Source: RefSeq, a predicted model, not a curated record